This is a messenger RNA of Rotaria sp. Silwood2, 614 nucleotides long. The record is from the annotation of a GenBank genome assembly. NCBI's taxonomy places the organism in Eukaryota, Metazoa, Rotifera, Eurotatoria, Philodinida, Philodinidae.
UUGAAGAUGUAAUUAAUGUUUAUCAAGUUUUACUUGAUGCUGAUCCAAAUAUUCAUCGACGAUUAAUUGGAAUGGGUGAUUCAACAGGUGGAAUGCUUUGGAUUUAUCUUUUACAAUGGAUUAUAUCUAAUAAUAAACCUAUUCCACAAGGUGUUGUUUUACAUUCUCCAUGGCCAAAUCUUGAAUAUUUGGAUAGAAUUGCUAGAUUCCAUACGGAUGGUUAUUUAUCAUUAAAACUUGCAUAUAGUUUAAGACAAUUAGUAAUUGGUAAAGAUACAUAUUGGUUUGAAGUGACUGAUGAAGAACUAAGUAAAAUAAGUCCAAAAAAUAAUUCAUUUGAAGGAUUUCCACCAGUUUAUAUAACAGCUGGUACAAAUGAAUUAGCAAUUGAUGCAAUUCGUGAUAUGACUGAGAUAAUGAGAUUAUCAGGUGUAAAAGUAAUAUUAGAUGAAGGUGAAGGAUUAAUGCAUACAUAUGCUUUAUUUCAUCUUUGGUCACCACAAGGUAAAUAUACUCAAGAAAAAAUUCGUCAAUGGACUCGAGAACAAUUGUUAGUUGGACUACAAUCAACAUCGAAAACGAAUAGCAUCAUAACAGGUGAAAUAUGUAUUUAA